Serpula lacrymans var. lacrymans S7.9 is the source of this 861-nucleotide messenger RNA. RefSeq lists its product as uncharacterized. NCBI's taxonomy places the organism in Eukaryota, Fungi, Basidiomycota, Agaricomycetes, Boletales, Serpulaceae. Bases 1 to 861 code for a protein of 286 amino acids. The record is from RefSeq and is a predicted model, not a curated record. The transcript has 7 exons.
AUGUCAUUGUGUCAGCACACUAAGGCUGGGAGGAUUCAUCUACAGUUUGUUCAGGCCGACAAGGGAGGAGGCUCAUCUACCCACCAGACCCAAUUAGAUGCACCUCAAGCUGAAACCGGGACUCCAGUAGUAGAAACUUUCCAAGAGCAACAUGUAGUUAUGUCUGAUGUCCUUUCCUCAAUUCAUGAAGAUAGUCCAGCCUCAGGUCCGAGCAACACUCAAUGCUUGCCCACGCUUGCCAUAGGGCCUAGCAUGGUAUCACAGUGCAGUACAGUACAACCGCCGCCGCCAAUAGGACCUGAAACUGCAUCCACAGUUUCUGAGCACAAUAUUGAUCCCGUGCUACUCCACCUUGACGCACCUCAAUCUCCCAAUCCUUUCCAGCAAACACUCUCCUUGCCUGAAACCCCGCAAUCAUACCUGUCUCGUGAAUCCGAAGCUGUAACUGGCCUGAAAAACCCACUUUAUGGUUGCAUUGAGGGAGCAAAGAGAGGUGUGAGUGAUUGGCCUAUUCUACGUACCACACGGCUCAGACCCUUUUUAAUGACAUCAAAACAAGCAUCUGCACGGUUUGCAAGAUGCAUGGAGGAUCUGGUUGUGCAUGCCGAACGUCUCUCGCACAAAAAAAAUUGCUGGCUGCUCUUAGCAGCCCAGCAUCCCCAGAUUGUGAACUCAUUUGCCGACACUAUCAACAACCUUCAGAAUGCUCGGCGAACCGAUGCCAUCGAGUUGUCGCAAAAACUCUCAGAAGCUAAUCGGUCUAAGGAACGGGCAGAGGCUGAGUUAGCUAGACAACAGGUUGACCUUGCAGAAAAAGAUGCAUUGAUCUCUGAAUACAGAAGCCGGCUGGGGUUGUCUUAA